Messenger RNA from Microcebus murinus (gray mouse lemur), 8072 nucleotides. RefSeq names its product protein tyrosine phosphatase receptor type Z1 (gene PTPRZ1). Gene Ontology annotation, molecular function: protein tyrosine phosphatase activity; protein binding. NCBI's taxonomy places the organism in Eukaryota, Metazoa, Chordata, Mammalia, Primates, Cheirogaleidae. The record is from RefSeq and is a predicted model, not a curated record. Gene Ontology annotation, biological process: peptidyl-tyrosine dephosphorylation.
GCUCGGAGCGCUCAGACCGCGGCCGCCGCAGCCGCGCAGCAGACAAACUCCCGCACGCCGGCGGCAUGCGCCUCGGCUAGCGGCCCCGGGCCCCGCACCGCCACGCGUCUCUCUCUCUGCCUCUCUCUGCCUCUCUCACACACACGCAGACACACGCACACGAUCUCAUAUCUAUACACUGGAGGAUUAGAAAAGAACAUUUCCUGCGCGCCCCCUCCCUCUCCAGCCUGCGAAGCAAAGGAGCCGCGCGGCGCGGGGCCCGGACCGUCUGGAAAUGCUCGAGCUAAAGCGCCUCCUCGCUUGCAUCCAGCUGCUGUGCGUUUGCCGCCUGGAUUGGGCUCAUGGAUACUACAGACAACAGAGAAAACUUGUUGAAGAGAUUGGCUGGUCCUACACAGGUGCACUGAAUCAAAAGAAUUGGGGAAAGAAAUAUCCAACAUGUAAUAGUCCAAAACAGUCUCCUAUCAAUAUUGAUGAAGAUCUUACACAAGUAAAUGUGAAUCUUAAGAAACUUAAAUUUCAAGGUUGGGAUAAAACAUCUUUGGAAAACACAUUCAUUCAUAACACUGGGAAAACAGUGGAAAUUAAUCUCACUAAUGACUACCGACUCAGCGGAGGAGUUUCAGAAAUAGUAUUCAAAGCAAGCAAGAUAACUUUUCACUGGGGAAAAUGCAAUAUGUCAUCUGAAGGAUCAGAACAUAGUUUAGAAGGACAAAAAUUUCCACUUGAGAUGCAAAUCUACUGCUUUGAUGCAGACCGAUUUUCAAGUUUUGAGGAAGCAGUUAAAGGAAAAGGGAAGAUAAGAGCUUUAUCCAUUUUAUUUGAGGUUGGAAUCGAAGAAAAUUUGGAUUACAAAGCAAUUAUUGAUGGAGUUGAGAGUGUUAGUCGUUUUGGGAAGCAGGCUGCCUUAGACCCAUUCAUAUUGUGGAACCUUCUGCCAAACUCAACUGACAAGUAUUACACUUACAAUGGCUCAUUGACAUCUCCUCCCUGCACAGACACUGUUAACUGGAUUGUUUUUAAAGAUACAGUUAGCAUUUCUGAAAGCCAGCUGGCUGUUUUUUGUGAAGUUCUAACAAUGCAACAGUCUGGUUAUGUCAUGUUAAUGGACUACUUACAAAACAAUUUUCGAGAACAGCAGUACAAGUUCUCUAGGCAAGUGUUUUCCUCAUAUACUGGAAAGGAAGAGAUUCAUGAAGCAGUUUGUAGUUCAGAACCAGAAAAUGUUCAGGCUGACCCAGAGAAUUAUACCAGCCUUCUUGUUACCUGGGAGAGACCUCGAGUAGUUUAUGAUACCAUGAUUGAAAAGUUUGCAGUUCUGUACCAGCAGUUGGAAGGAGAAGACCAAACCAAGCAUGAAUUUUUGACAGAUGGCUAUCAAGAUUUGGGUGCUAUCCUCAAUAAUUUACUACCCAAUAUGAGUUAUGUUCUUCAGAUAGUAGCCAUAUGCACUAAUGGUUUAUAUGGAAAAUACAGUGACCAGCUGAUUGUUGACAUGCCUACUGAUGACUCUGAACUUGAUCUUUUUCCUGAAUUAAUUGGAACUGAAGAAAUAAUCAAGGAGGAAGAAGAGGGAAAAUACAUGGAAGAAGACACUAUUGUGAAUCCUGGUAGAGACAGUGCCACAAACCAAAUUAGGAAAAAGGAACCCCAGAUUUCUACUACAACACACUACAAUCGCAUAAGGACUAAAUACAAUGAGGCCAAGACUAACCGAUCCCCAACAAGAGGAAGUGAAUUCUCUAGAAAAGGUGGAGUUCCCAACACCUCUUUAAAUUCCACUUCCCAACCACUCAGUGAGUUAGCCACAGAGAAAUCUAUUUUCUUAACUUCUCAGACGGUGACAGAACUGCCAUCUCACACUGUGGAAGGUACUUCAGCCUCUUUAAAUGACGGCUCUAAAACUGUUCUUAGAUCUCCACAGAUGAACUUGUCUGGGACUGCAGGAUCUCUAAAUGCCAUUUCUAUAACAGAAUAUCAAGAAGUAUCUACCGAUAUCAGUGAGGAAGACAAUUUGUUGACCAGUUUCAAGCUUGAUACUGGAGCGGAUGAUUCUUCAGGCUCCAGUCCCGCAACUUCCGCUAUGCCAUUCAUCUCUGAGAACAUGUCCCAAGGGUAUAUAUUUUCUUCAGAAAACCCAGAGGCAAUCACAUAUGAUGCUCUUAUACCAGACUCUGCAAGAAAUACUUCAGAAGAUUCACCUUCAUCAGGUUCAGAAGAAUCAUUAAAGGAUCCUUCUGUUGAUGGAAAUGUGUGGUUUCCUGUCUCUACAGAUAUGACAACGCAGCCCGAUGUCGGAUCAGGUAGAGAGAGCUUUCUCCAGACUAAUUACACUGAGAUACAUGUUGAUGAAUCUGAGAAGACAACUGAAUCCUUUUCUCCAGGCCCAGUGGCGUCACAGGGUCCCUCAGUCACAGAUAUGGAAAUGCCACUUUAUUCUACUUUUGCCUACUUCCCGACUGAGGUAACACCUCAUGCUUUUACUCCAUCCUCUGGACAACACGAUUUGGUCCCCACUGUCAACGUGGUACACUCGCAGACAACCCAACCGGUAUACAAUGGUGAGACACCUCUUCAACCUUCCUACAGUAGUGAAGUCUUUCCUCUAGUCACCCCUUUGUUGCUUGACAAUCAGACCCUCAACACUACCCCUGCUGCUUCGAGUAGUGAUUCGGCCUUGCAUGCUACGCCUGUAUUUCCCAGUGUUGAUGUGUCCGUUGAAUCCAUCCUGUCUUCCUAUGAUGAUGCACCUUUGCUUCCAUUUUCCUCUGCUUCCUUCAGUAGUGAAUUGUUUCGCCAUCUGCAUACGGUUUCUCAAAUCCUUCCACAAGUUACUUCAGCUACUGAGAGUGAUAAGGUGUCCUUGCAUGCUUCUGUGCCAGUGGCUGGGGGUGAUUUGCUAUUAGAGCCCAGCGUUGCUCAGUAUUCUGAUGUGGUGUCCCAUCAGACCACUACUCAUGCUGCUUCAGAGACAUUGGAAUUUGGUAGUGAAUCUGGUGUCCUUUAUAAAACAUUUAUGUUUUCUCAAGUUGAACCACCCAGCAGUGAUGCCAUGAUGCAUGCACGUUCUUCAGGGCCUGAACCUUCUUAUGCCUUAUCUAAUAAUGAGGGCUCCCAACACAUCUUCACUGUUUCUUACAGUUCUGCAAUACCUGUGCAUGAUUCUGUUGGCGUAUCUUAUCAGGGUUCCUUAUUUAGCAGCCCUAGCCACAUAUUGAUGCCUAAGUCUUCGUUAAUAACCCCAACUGCAUCAUUACUGCAGCCUACUCAUGCCCUCUCUGGUGAUGGAGAGUGGUCCGGAGCCUCCUCUGAUAGUGAAUUUCUUUUACCUGACACAGAUGGGCUGACAGCCCUUAACAUUUCUUCACCUGUUUCUGUGGCUGAAUUUACAUACACAACAUCUGUGUUUGGUGAUGAUAAUAAGCUGCUUUCUAAAAGUGAAAUAAUAUAUGGAAAUGAGACUGAACUACAAAUUUCUUCUUUCAAUGAGAUGGUUUACCAUUCUGAAAGCACAGUCAUGCCCAACAUGUAUGAUAAUGUAAAUAAGUUGAAUGCAUCUUUACAAGAAACCUCUGUUUCCGUUUCUAGCACAAAGGGUAUGCUUCCAGGGUCUCUUGCUUAUCCUGACACUAAGGUUUUUGAUCAUGAGAUUAGUCAAGUUCCAGAAAAUAACUUUUCAGUUCAACCUACACAUACUAUAUCUCAAGCAUUCGGUGACAUUUCGCUUAGACCUGUGCUUAGCGCAAACUCAGAGCCAGCAUCCUCUGACCCUGCUUCUAGUGAAAUGUUAUCUCCUUCAAGUCAGCUCUUAUUUUAUGAGACCUCAGCUUCCUUUAAUACUGAAGUAUUGCUGCAACCUUCCUUUCAGGCUUCUGUUGUUGAUACCUUGCUUAAAACUGUUCUUCCAGCUGUGCCUAGUGAUCCAAUAUUGGUUGAAACCCCCAAGGUUGCUAAAAUUAGUCCUACAAUAUUGCAUCUCAUGGUAUCAGAUUCUGCUUCAAGUGAAAACAUGCUGCACUCCACAUCUGUACCAGUUUUUGAUGUAUCACCUACUUCUGAUAUGCACUCUGCUUCACUUCAAGGUUUAACCAUUUCUUACACAAGUGAGAAAUAUUUUGAACCAGUUUUGUUUAAAAGCAGAAGUUCCCAGCAAGUGGUACCUUCUUUGUACAGUAAUGAUGAGUUGUACCAAACUGCCAAUUUGGAGAUUAACCAGGCCUAUCCCCCAAAAGGAAGGCAUGCAUUUGCUACUCCUGUUUUAUCCAUUGCUGAACCACUAAAUACACUAAUAAAUAAGUUUAUAUAUCCUGAUGAAAUUUUCACCUCCACCAAAAGUUCUAUUACUGAUGAGGGAUUUGCUGGUAUUCCAACGGUUGUUUCUGAUACAUUUGUAGCUACUGAUCCUUCUAUUCCUUUAGGAAAUGGGUAUGUUUCCAUUACAGCUGUUUCUCCCAACAGUGAUGUAACCACAACUAAAGUGCUGUUUCCUUCCAAAGCAACUUCUAAGCUGACUCAUAGUGCCAGAUCUGAUGCCGAUUUAAUAGGGGGUGGUGAAGAUGAUAUUGAUGAUGAUGAUGAUGAUGAUGAUGAUUAUGAUGACAGAAAUAGUGAUGGCUUAUCCAUAAAUAAGUGUAUGUCAUGCUUAUCCUAUAGAGAAUCACAGGAAAAGGUAACAAAUGAUUCAGACACCCAGGAAAACAGUCUUGUGGAUCAGAAUAACCCAGUCUCACAUUCACUUUCUGAGAAUUUUGAAGAAGAAAAUAGAGACACAGUUGUAACCUCAGACAGUCAAACUGGUAUGGACACAAGUCCUGAUAAAUCACCACCAGCAAUUGGGCUACCCCAAAAGCAUAAUGAUGGAAAAGAGGAAAAUGACAUUCAGGCUGGUAGUGCUGUGCUUCCUUUCACCCCUGAAUCUAAAGCAUGGGCAGUUCUGACGAGUGAUGAAGAAAGUGGAUCAGGGCAAGGUACCUCAGAUAGCCUUAAUGAUAAUGAGACUUCCACAGAUUUCAGUUUUCCAGACACUAAUGAAAGAGAUGCUAAUGGGGUCCUGGAAGCAGGUGACUCAGAAACAACUCCUGGAUCCUCAAGGUCCCUGACACCAUCUGUUACUAGCAGGCACUCAGAAGUGUUCAACGUUUCAGAGGCAGAGGCCAGUAAUAGUAGCCAUGAGUCUCGUAUUGGUCUAGCUGAGGGGUUGGAAUCCGAGAAGAAGGCAGUUAUACCCCUUGUGAUCGUGUCAGCCCUGACUUUUAUCUGUCUAGUGGUUCUUGUGGGUAUUCUCAUCUACUGGAGGAAGUGCUUCCAGACUGCACAUUUUUAUUUAGAGGACAGCACUUCCCCUCGAGUAAUAUCCACACCUCCAACACCUAUCUUUCCAAUUUCAGAUGAUGUUGGAGCAAUUCCAAUAAAGCACUUUCCAAAGCAUGUUGCAGACUUACAUGCAAGUAAUGGGUUCACUGAAGAAUUUGAGACACUGAAAGAGUUUUACCAGGAAGUGCAGAGCUGUACUGUUGACUUAGGUAUUACAGCAGACAGCUCCAACCACCCAGACAACAAGCACAAGAACCGAUACAUAAAUAUCGUUGCCUAUGACCAUAGCAGGGUUAAGCUUGCACAACUUGCUGAAAAAGAUGGCAAACUGACUGAUUACAUCAAUGCCAAUUAUGUUGAUGGCUACAACAGACCAAAAGCUUACAUUGCUGCCCAAGGUCCACUGAAAUCCACAGCUGAAGAUUUCUGGAGAAUGAUAUGGGAGCAUAAUGUGGAAGUCAUUGUCAUGAUAACGAACCUUGUGGAGAAAGGAAGGAGAAAAUGCGAUCAGUACUGGCCUGCCGACGGUAGUGAAGAGUAUGGGAACUUUCUGGUCACUCAGAAGAGCGUUCAAGUCCUUGCCUAUUAUACGGUGAGGAAUUUUACUCUAAGAAACACAAAGAUAAAAAAGGGCUCCCAGAAAGGAAGACCCAGUGGGCGUGUGGUCACCCAGUAUCACUACACGCAGUGGCCUGACAUGGGGGUGCCAGAGUACUCACUGCCCGUGCUGACCUUCGUGAGAAAGGCAGCCCAUGUCAAGCGCCAUGCAGUGGGGCCUGUUGUCGUCCACUGCAGUGCUGGAGUUGGAAGAACAGGCACGUAUAUUGUGCUAGACAGUAUGUUGCAGCAAAUUCAACACGAAGGAACUGUCAAUGUAUUUGGCUUCUUAAAACACAUUCGCUCACAAAGAAAUUAUUUGGUACAAACUGAGGAACAGUAUGUCUUCAUCCACGAUACACUGGUUGAGGCCAUACUUAGUAAAGAAACCGAGGUGGCGGACAUUCAUAUCCAUGCCUAUGUCAACGCGCUCCUCAUUCCUGGACCAACAGGCAAAACGAAACUGGAGAAGCAGUUCCAGCUCCUGAGUCAAUCAAAUAUACAGCAGAGUGACUAUUCUACAGCCCUAAAGCAAUGCAACAGGGAAAAGAACAGAACUUCUUCCAUCAUCCCUGUGGAAAGAUCGAGGGUUGGCAUUUCGUCCCUGAGUGGGGAAGGUACAGACUACAUCAAUGCCUCCUAUAUCAUGGGUUAUUAUCAGAGCAAUGAAUUCAUCAUCACCCAACAUCCCCUUCUCCAUACCAUCAAGGAUUUCUGGAGGAUGAUAUGGGACCAUAAUGCCCAGCUGGUGGUUAUGAUUCCUGAUGGCCAAAACAUGGCAGAAGAUGAAUUUGUUUACUGGCCAAAUAAAGAUGAGCCUAUAAAUUGUGAGAGCUUUAAGGUCACUCUUAUGGCUGAAGAACACAAAUGUCUUUCUAAUGAGGAAAAGCUUAUAAUUCAAGACUUUAUCUUAGAAGCAACACAGGAUGAUUACGUACUUGAAGUGAGGCAUUUUCAGUGCCCCAAAUGGCCAAAUCCAGAUAGCCCCAUUAGUAAAACUUUUGAACUUAUAAGUAUUAUCAAAGAAGAAGCUGCCAACAGGGAUGGACCCAUGAUUGUUCAUGAUGAGCACGGAGGAGUGACCGCAGGAACUUUCUGUGCUCUGACAACCCUUAUGCACCAACUAGAAAAAGAAAAUUCCAUGGAUGUUUACCAGGUAGCCAAGAUGAUCAAUUUGAUGAGGCCAGGAGUCUUUGCUGACAUUGAGCAGUAUCAGUUUCUCUACAAAGUGGUCCUCAGCCUUGUGAGCACAAGACAGGAAGAGAAUCCAUCCACCUCUCUGGACAGUAACGGUGCGGCAUUAGCUGAUGGAAAUAUUGCUGAGAGCUUAGAGUCUUUAGUUUAACACAGAAAGGGGUGUGGGAGCCCACAUCUGAGCUUUGCUUUCCUCUUUCUAAAAUUACACAGGAAAAUCAGUCUAGUUCUGUUAUCUGUUUACUUCCCAUCACCUGACAGUAACUUACAUGACAUAGGAUUCUGCUGCCAAAUUUACGUCAUUAACAAUGUGUGCCUUUUUGCAAGACUUCUUGUAAUUCACUUCUUAUGUUUGAACUAAAAUGAUUGAAUUUUACAGUAUUUCUAAGAAUGGACUUGUGGUACUUUUUUCUGUAUUGAUUUUAACAGGAAAUUUCAAUGUAUCGGUAUUAGGAAUUCCCAACUACACAAAACGUUUGUUUUUAGUGUCAAAUUUUUAGCUGUAUUUGUAGCCAUCAUCAGAUUUACUAGAAUUAUAACUUUUAAUAUAGUAGACUGUAAAUAAAAUACUGCUCCCUAUGAUAUGCAGCAUUUUACAACUGUAGUCUUCACCUAAAGUAGAAAUAAUCUGAUACUUACUGUAAAUACUGCUCUAGUGUCUCCAUGGACCAAAUUUAUAUUUAUAAUUGUAGAUUUUAUAUUUUACUACUGAGUCAGUUUUCUAGUUCUGUGUAAUUGUUUAGUUUAAUGAUGUAGUUCAUUAUCUAUUCUUACUCUACAAGUCUUCUGAUAUUGUAUUGUGUUAUCUAAGUGAUUAACUCUGUUUCAGCAUGUAAUUUUAACUUUUGUGAAAAAUAGAAAUUCAUUUGUUUUAAAAGAUGUUUUUAUGAGAAUAACACCUUACCAAACAUUGUUCAAAUGGUUUUUAUCCGAGGAAUUGCAAGAAUAAAUAUAAAUAUUGCCAUCAA